Pipistrellus kuhlii (Kuhl's pipistrelle) is the source of this 1576-nucleotide messenger RNA. RefSeq names its product cyclic nucleotide gated channel subunit beta 3 (gene CNGB3). Gene Ontology annotation, molecular function: cGMP binding; intracellularly cGMP-activated cation channel activity; protein-containing complex binding. Gene Ontology annotation, biological process: monoatomic cation transmembrane transport. Gene Ontology annotation, cellular component: plasma membrane; intracellular cyclic nucleotide activated cation channel complex; photoreceptor outer segment. The record is from RefSeq and is a predicted model, not a curated record. The coding region runs from base 1 to 1500 and encodes 499 amino acids. The transcript is spliced from 13 exons. NCBI's taxonomy places the organism in Eukaryota, Metazoa, Chordata, Mammalia, Chiroptera, Vespertilionidae.
AUGGCCUCCGGCGCAGCCGGCGGCGGGGGGCGCUGUGCCGCUGGAGCACGUGCCCCCACCCCCAACCCCAGCUCUGCGGGCGCAGGGGGCGCCUGGCGCUGCGGUCACGGUCACGGCCGCUCCCCAGCCCCGCACUCCCUGCUGUGGCCGCUGCUGGUGGCCGCCGCCUGCGCCUGGAACUGCUGCCUGCUGCCCGCGCGCCUGGCCUUCCCCUGCCACACGCCCCGCAGCGCCCCCUACUGGCUGGCGGCGGACGGCCUGUGCGACCUCAUCUACCUGUGCGACCUGCUGCUGGUGCAGCCCCGGCUGCCCGCCACCCGCGGAGGCGACGUCAUUAUGGAUCCCCAUGAGCUAGCAAGGCUCUACAGAAGUUCUACAAAAUUUCAGCUGGAUGUGGCCGCAGUGGUGCCAUUGGAUGUGCUCUGCCUCUUCUUUGGCUUUCACCCAAUAUUCAGGACAAACAGGAUAUUAAAGUACAGGUCAUUCUUUGAAUUUAAUCAUCGCCUGGAAUCGAUCAUGGACAAAGCAUAUAUCUACAGGGUGGCUCGGACGGCGGGCUGCUUGCUGUUCGCUCUGCACGUGAACGCCUGCAUCUACUACUGGGCCUCCGACCGCCAGGGCAUCGGGACCACCCGGUGGGUGUACAACGGCCAAGGAAACAUGUAUCUGAGAUGUUAUUACUGGGCAGUCCGAAGUUUGAUUACCAUUGGGGGUCUUCCAGAACCACAGACUUUAUUCGAAAUUGUGUUUCAGCUGCUGAACUUUUUCUUGGGAGUUUUCGUGUUCUCCAGCUUGAUUGGUCAGAUGCGCGACAUCAUCGGAGCCGCCACGGCCGCUCAGAGCAACUUCCGGGCCAGCCUGGACCGCACCGUCACCUUCAUGAACGCCUCCUCCAUACCCAGGCCCGUGCAGGCCCGGGUCCGCACCUGGUAUGCCUACACGUGGGAUGCUCAGAGGAUGCUGGACGAGGCGGACCUGCUGGAGGCCCUGCCCGCCGCCAUGCAGGCAGCCCUCGCCGUGGACAUGAACUUCAGCAUCCUCAGCAAUAUCGACCUGUUCAAGGGCUGUGACACACAGAUGCUCCAUGACCUGCUGCUCAGGUUGAGAUCCACCAUCUACUUACCUGGUGACUUUGUCUGCAGAAAGGGAGAGGUCGGCAGGGAAAUGUACAUCGUGAAGCAGGGGCAGCUGUGGGUUCUCGGAGGCGCCGAUGCUGCUCAAGUCCUGGCCACUCUGACAGCGGGGACGGUGUUCGGAGAGCUUAGCCUCCUGGCAGCUACAGGAAGCCGCCGGACUGCCAGCGUGAUGGCCCAAGGCUUCGCCCACCUUCUCGCCCUGGACAGGAAGGCCCUCCGAGAAACCCUGGCACAUUACCCGGACUCGGAAAAGCUCCUCUUGGAGAAAGCCAGGGCUCUGCUCCGGGAGACGGCUCCAGCCUCAGCAGCGACCUCUCCUACGCAAGGACUUGCCUCCCUCUUCCCACCAAGACCAGACACCUGAGACUUGCAGACUCUACCUGGAGCAGCAGAGCCACCCCACGCGGCUGCUCAGACUGCAGAGAGCGAACCGCGCAGAU